Messenger RNA from Exserohilum turcica Et28A, 1209 nucleotides. RefSeq lists its product as uncharacterized. The coding region runs from base 1 to 1209 and encodes 402 amino acids. The record is from RefSeq and is a predicted model, not a curated record. The transcript has 8 exons. NCBI's taxonomy places the organism in Eukaryota, Fungi, Ascomycota, Dothideomycetes, Pleosporales, Pleosporaceae.
AUGACUGCGCGAUUCCCCACGGCCCAAGAGUUUGCGUCCUUUCCCGAACCCAAUUAUGUAGACCCGACGACGCGGUUUCCCCUGGCUCUGGGAGUCGCCGUUCCGACGGCUGGACUGGUUGCCGUGUUCAUGUCGUGUCGGCUCUAUUGCCGGACAGUGCUUGUCAAGACCCUGGGCUGGGAUGAUGGCAUGAUGACGGUCGCGGCUUUGUUGGCGAUUGCGAAUAACGUUAUGAUCGUCGUAUCUAUGCUACCGGAGUACCAGAUGGGCUACCAUUUGUGGGAUGUUCACCCAGAGAAACUCUAUGGCACGAUGAAAGCAGCGCUGAUGGGCAUGGUGAUCCAAUUGCUCUUCACCUCGAUUACGGCGUUUAUGAAAAUUGCCAUUCUCCUCACAUAUAUACGCAUAUUUCCGGCCAAGCUCGACAGGUGGUUCUGUUAUCUGAUGAUUGGCUACACUGUAGGGCUGAACUUUGCCUGUUUCUUCGUGACGCUGUUCCAAUGCUCGCCAGUAAGCACUUACUGGAAGAUCUUCGAAUACAUGGGCACAGCCAAAUGCCUCAACAUCAAGGCGAUAUACUACUUCCACUCGGCCCAAAACACCUUUAGCGACUUUGUCAUCUUCCUGUGGCCGGCGAGGAAUCUCCUCAACGUUCAGGUGUCGCAGCGACAAAGGUUGACACUGACGAUGAUGUUUUCACUGGGCGUUAUUGUCUGUAUCGCCGGUGUCUUUCGGCUCUACUACACACACCAAUAUCUCGUCUCGUACGACGUGUUUUGGUACGGCGGCACAACGUUCAUCAUCAUGUCUAUCGAGACGGGCGUUGGUGUUGCAUGCGGAUGUCUCCCAGGCUGCAAGCCCCUGAUGAACAGGAUGUUCCCGCGUAUUUUUGCUGGCUCGUCGCAAGCAUCGUCGUAUCCUCGUCCACCCCUGCGCUUCCGGGCCACAAAAGGAAUCCAAGAGACGUUGUCGGUCGGACAGUCUGAGCGAGAGUCGUAUCAAAAAGAAGAUGGAGUGAGUGGCAUGGAAAAGGCCAGCAGUCGCAGUGCGCCAACUCGUGGGGGGAUGGGCAUGUCAAAGCCGUUGGCUCCGCAUCCGGGGCUACGACCGCCAAGCCGAGCGGCGUUUCCUGGGCGGAGAGAAGGCUACAGCGAGCUGGAGAAUUGCAGCGUCGACAGCAUAGAGAUGUUCCUUUUACAGCGGAACUAG